Molecule: messenger RNA, 348 nt
Organism: Aspergillus viridinutans
Lineage: Eukaryota; Fungi; Ascomycota; Eurotiomycetes; Eurotiales; Aspergillaceae
Product: multifunctional pyrimidine synthesis protein CAD
Exons: 3
Coding region: 1-348 (115 amino acids)
Biological process (GO): protein peptidyl-prolyl isomerization
Molecular function (GO): peptidyl-prolyl cis-trans isomerase activity
Source: RefSeq, a predicted model, not a curated record
AUGUCCAAACCUAAUGUUUUCUUUGACAUAUCUGUUGACGGGCGACCUUUUGGUCGCGUCGUAUUCAAGCUAUUUGACGAUGUCGUCCCAAAGACUGCAAGGAAUUUCCGCGAGUUGAGCACGGGUCAGCAUGGCUUCGGCUACAAAGGCUCUCCAUUCCAUCUUGUGAUUCCUAAUUUCAUGCUCCAAGAAGGUGAUUUUACAAAGGGCAACGGAACUGGUGGCAAAUCCCUCUAUGGAGACCAUUUCGCAGAUGAGAAUUUCAAGUUGAAACAUGACAGAUCUGGUCUCUUAUCCAUGGCCAACGCAGGGAAGAUACGAAUGGGUCUCAAUUUUUCAUCACGGUGA